UGCCUCAAGGUUGGAAGUGAACGGCAUGUGUGUGUAACAGAUAGAGAGAGAGGGACAGAGAGAGGUUAGGGAAAAAGUGUAGUGUGCUUCUACUUCCAGAACAGCUUUUCUGUUCUCCAAUCACUGCCUUUUUUCACACUCCUGUCCCUCCUCCUCUGUGUCUUUUUCUUUCUCUGCCUUUCGGUGGCUGUUUGGCUUCAGUGGGUCUUUGCCAUCACACUACAAUGACUGCUGUAGCUGUAGUCUGCCUGCAGUGAGCAUUCUGAGGUUAUGCUGCCCGAAACUUCCCAGUUGAGUCUGAGUGAAAGAGAAAAGGGCUAAAGCCAGCGCACUUUACAGCAUCACCCACAAACCUGACCAUAAGCAAUGAGUGACCCUCAGGACGCCAGUGACGUCACUUCUGCCACAGGCUUGACAAGACAUUUGCCUGUUGCAGGGCAUUCUCCCCCCCAGCGAUGUGACGAUGAUGACGAAGGGGACUUGAACAAGACACUGGGAGUGCAGCGCUUCCAGCAGAUCCUCACUCCCGCCCCGCGCGUGCCCAUCGAACAACACCGCACAUUUAAUGAGGAGGACUUUGAGUAUCACCGUCACACCUCUCUACACGUUCACCACCCUCUGUCUAAACAUCUCCCAGAGGGUCGGCGGAAAAAGCCCGGGCGGAAACGGAAGGACUCAGGACGGAGGAGGAGUUCAUCCAUGGGAGCAGCUCCCCCGAUAGAUGAGGAUGAUGAGGAUGAAGAGGUGGAUGAAGAUUCCUGCAGCCAGCAGGAAAGAGAGGAAAAUGUCACCACUACACCUACACCGGACACAGACACAGAGGUCGUAGAGCAGGCAGAGUUUUUUGUAUCACAAGAUGACCCCAACUCCACUGUAAAAAAGAACGGUAAAGCCUCGCCUCAUCGAAAACUGUCAAUCAUACCCCAUUCUACACUUCACACCAGUAUCAGCAUCCCAGAAGAUGUUGCAACAACCGUGGGCAGAAAUUGGGUUCGUAAUCUACCCAAUGGCAGACGAGUGUCCGCACCAUGUUUGUUUCCAAGUUUGAGUUCUCCAGACGGCAGCUCUAAGCCCGGCCGCAGCUAUGAUUUGCAGGAGCGCCGCCGCACGGGCAACAUGACGGGCACUGCGCUAGCACACUACCAACACAUGCCCACUGACGAGAGCGAGGCACAGACGCUCGCCACGGUUGACCUGGAUGGCAUUAAGAGUCACAGGUUUGAAGAUGUUCCUGGUGUGCGGCGGCACCUGGUUAAGAAGAGCGCUAAAGGUCAGGUGGUUCACAUCGGCAAGGACCACAAAGAACCCAGCAGUCGUAUCCGGACUAAGCUGGAUCGAACCCCACAUGAGGUGUUUGUUGAGCUGAAUGAGUUAGUGAUGGAUAAGAACCAGGAGAUGCAGUGGAGGGAAACGGCUCGUUGGAUAAAGUUUGAGGAGGAUGUGGAGGAGGAGACCGAACGCUGGGGAAAACCUCAUGUAGCUUCUCUCUCAUUCCGCAGCUUGCUGGAGCUCCGCAGGACCAUUUCACAUGGUGCAGUGUUGUUGGACCUGGACCAGAAGACCCUUCCUGGUAUUGCUCAUCAGGUUGUGGAGCAGAUGAUUAUCACAGAUCAGAUCAGAGCACAGGACAGAGCCAACGUGCUCCGUGCCCUGCUCCUCAAACACAGUCACCCGAGUGAUGGCAAGGAGCACAGCUUGUUUAAACGGAACAUCUCUGCAACCAGCCUUGGCUCUCUCAUAUCUCAUUACCAUAGCAAUAACCAUAUCGCCGCACCCGAGCCCCCUGCCACUGACCCGCUCAUUGGAGGACUACGUAACUUUGAGUCCCGCGGUAGUGUAGACUUGGAUAAGAAUGAGAAAGACACACCCCAGUUUUUUGGUUUGCACAAGGCCAAAUCUAAACAUGAGCUGAAGUUGCUUGAGAAGAUUCCAGAGGAUGCAGAAGCGACUGUUGUCCUUGUGGGUAGCGUGGAUUUCCUGGACCAGCCCACCAUGGCCUUUGUGAGACUGCAGGAAGCAGUUCUGUUAGAGUCAGUUCUAGAAGUGCCGAUUCCAGUACGGUUUAUAUUCGUGCUCCUUGGCCCGCCCAGUGCCAAUGUUGACUACCACCAAAUAGGCCGCUCCAUAUCAACGCUUAUGUCAGAUAAGCACUUUCAUGAGGCGGCAUAUUUGGCAGAUGAGCGCCAGGACCUGCUGACAGCAAUCAACAGCUUCCUGGACUGCAGUAUUGUGCUUCCUCCAUCUGAGGUUGGAGGAGAGGAGCUGUUGCAUUCUAUCGCUCGCUUCCAGAAAGAGAUUCUGCACAAGAGACAUGAGCUAGAGGUCAAAAUACAGGCCAAGGAACUUAAAAGCCCUGAGGACAUGGCCCUUCAUCCACCUUUGAAACCUAUAGACGAUCCUCUUCAGAGGACGGGUCGGCUGUUUGGCGGGGUUAUCAGAGAUGCACAGCGCCGCUACCCUAAAUACAUCAGUGAUUUUAAGGAUGCCCUAAGUCCUCAAUGCAUGGCCACAGUCAUAUUCAUUUACUUUGCUGCCCUUUCCCCUGCUAUCACCUUUGGAGGACUAUUGGGUGAAAAGACAGAUGGUUUGAUCGGUGUGUCAGAGCUGAUUAUUGCCACUGCCAUGCAGGGAAUGUUGUUCUGCCUGCUUGGGGCUCAACCUCUGCUGGUGGUGGGCUUCUCUGGACCCCUUCUAGUAUUUGAAGAGGCCUACUAUUCAUUCUGCAGGUCCAAUGAAAUCGAGUUUCUGACAGGACGUGCAUGGAUUGGAAUUUGGUUGGUCAUCAUUGUAGUUCUCACGGUGGCCUUUGAAGGGAGCUUCCUGGUGCGAUUUGUGACACGCUUCACCCAAGAGAUCUUCUCCAUCCUUAUCUCUCUCAUCUUCAUCUACGAGACCUUCUUCAAGCUGGGCAAAAUCUUUAUGGAUCAUCCUCUCCAGAGCUGCUAUAUGCGAGAAGAAAAUGACACUGCUUUACCAACACCCACCAGUGACGGCGGACCUGCAGAUACCUCUCAAACCCUGAACCAGCCAAACACAGCUCUCCUCUCCUUGGUGCUCACGUCAGGCACCUUCUUCAUUGCCUUUUAUCUGCGUAAAUUCAAGAACAGCGCCUUUUUCCCUGGCAGUCUCCGAAGGGCUAUUGGGGAUUUUGGAGUUCCUAUUGCAAUCUCCACCAUGGUUCUGUUGGACUACAGCAUUAAGGACACUUACACACAGAAACUAAGUGUGCCUGAUGGCUUCUCUGUGACCAGCCCGGACAAGCGCGGCUGGUUUAUACACCCACUGGGCUCUGAUGGCCAGUUCCCCAUCUGGAUGAUGGUUGCCAGCAUUCUACCGGCUCUGCUUGUCUACAUCCUCAUUUUCAUGGAGACUCAGAUCACUACUCUUAUUGUGAGUAAGAAGGACAGGAUGCUGGUUAAGGGGUCAGGGUUUCACUUGGACCUGCUAAUCAUCGUGGUCGCGGGUGGGAUUUCAGCGCUCUUUGGGCUGCCAUGGUUGACCGGUGCUACUGUUCGUUCUGUAACUCAUGCGAAUAGUCUUACGGUCAUGAGCAAAGCCGUUGCUCCUGGUGACAAACCUCGAAUUCAGGAAGUAAAAGAGCAGAGAGUUACAGGAUUUCUGGUGGCUUUUCUUGUAGGUCUCUCGAUUGUGAUUGGAGAUCUUUUGCGGCAGGUUCCUAUCGCUGUGUUGUUUGGUAUAUUCCUCUAUAUGGGAGUGAUGUCUCUCAAUGGGAUCCAGCUAACAGAACGCAUGAUGCUGCUAUUCAUGCCACCGAAGUACCACCCUGACCACACCUAUGUCCGCAAGGUGCGUACUCUCCGCAUGCACCUGUUCACAUGUUUGCAGCUGGUGUGCCUGGCUGUGCUGUGGAUUGUAAUGUCAACCGCGGCCUCUUUAGCCUUCCCGUUUGUCCUUGUCCUCACUGUGCCAUUCAGGAGGUUCCUGUUGUCCCGAAUAUUUACUCAACGUGAGAUACAAUGUCUUGACGCAGAUGAUGCAGAGCCGUCAUUUGAUGACAGAGAAGGCCAAGAUGAAUAUACAGAGAUGCAAAUGCCAGUAUGACCUCAUUCCUCUUCUGUCACUACCUGGGCUGGCCUGACUUUCUUUUCAGGCAGAGAUGCCCAAAUGUACUGCCUGUCUUUUUUUUCUUUCUUUAAUCAAUGUUUGUCUCAUUUUGUUUUUGCUUAAUUCAUGGAGAUGUUAUAUUUAUACAUAUGUUCAAGUAUUGAAUAGUUGCUCAGUGUCACUUGUAUCUGUUGCGUGAAGAAAUAUUUGUCGCCUGUACUAUUAAUAUUUUAUCAGUUUAUUUAUCAGAGUUGAAAUGUUAUUGUGUAAUGUGUGUGUGUUGUGGAGCGUUAAAUGAAUUUAUGAUCUCGUCAGCUCAAAAUGGUACAGGAAGCACUUAAAGGUCAAUUUAAAAUGAAGCUGUUUUUACUGCUCAUCAGUUUGUUUUAUUUCAUUGGAAGAUUGCAUAUAGUGUACUGCUAAAAAUUAACAACUGUACAGAAUAACAUUAAUGCAAAUUUUGUGUGUGUGUGUGUGUGUG
This is a messenger RNA of Rhinichthys klamathensis goyatoka, 4546 nucleotides long. It is a transcript of the gene slc4a2a, whose product is annotated as solute carrier family 4 member 2a. Gene Ontology annotation, cellular component: basolateral plasma membrane; plasma membrane; apical plasma membrane. The record is from RefSeq and is a predicted model, not a curated record. Gene Ontology annotation, biological process: bicarbonate transport; monoatomic anion transport; transmembrane transport. The coding region runs from base 367 to 4062 and encodes 1231 amino acids. Gene Ontology annotation, molecular function: monoatomic anion transmembrane transporter activity; solute:inorganic anion antiporter activity. Lineage: Eukaryota; Metazoa; Chordata; Actinopteri; Cypriniformes; Leuciscidae. The transcript is spliced from 23 exons.